Messenger RNA from Corythoichthys intestinalis (scribbled pipefish), 5036 nucleotides. It is a transcript of the gene vps37a, whose product is annotated as VPS37A subunit of ESCRT-I. Gene Ontology annotation, biological process: protein targeting to vacuole; ubiquitin-dependent protein catabolic process via the multivesicular body sorting pathway; protein targeting to membrane. Gene Ontology annotation, cellular component: ESCRT I complex. The transcript is spliced from 12 exons. Lineage: Eukaryota; Metazoa; Chordata; Actinopteri; Syngnathiformes; Syngnathidae. The record is from RefSeq and is a predicted model, not a curated record. Bases 464 to 1648 code for a protein of 394 amino acids.
GAACAUACACAUAGGAUUGUUAAAGAGGGAACAUGUUAUCUUGAACGAGAGGUUGUCAUUUGGGCUGGAUUUUACUGAACUGGACGGGUUUUACAGUGUGACUGGGCUUGAUACUGUCUUGUCGAUCUGGCAACCCUGAUGGCUACGUAAAGAAGUGACUUGCGUAUAAUGUAGUUUUCCUGUUGCUCACUUGUCUCACUUACCGGUAAUAUCAAUUUCGGAACAGAAAGGAAGUGAUUACAGGAGAAACACGACUGACUACAUUUAAUCUAACACAACAUAGUCUGCUGUCUGAUUCAGCAAACGCAUGCGAGGACCAAACCGAGUCGACAACGUCAUUACUGGCUAAUAGGGUUAGCCAGACGAACCUCCGCUUAGCGUUCGACUCUAUAGCUUAAUCUUACAACACCUUUUUAGAUUCUAUUUCAUUUUCUAUUUCAGUCUUAACAUUUGUGUGGCGACGAUGAACUGGCUUUUCUCAAUUUCAAAGGGUGCUGGACCUCACACUCCGCUCAACAGUCUUCAACAACAAAGACAGCGGCAGAUUGAGUCGCUUAAAGCUGCUCAUCCGAGCAUAGCAGAAAUCCAGAAAGAUGUGGAAUACAGGAUCCCAUUUACAGUCAACAACUCCACCAUCACUAUUAACAUUCUUCUGCCUCCUCAGUUCCCUCAGGAGAAGCCAGUGGUUAGCGUAUAUCCUCCUGUUGGUCACCACCUCAUCGACAGCAAUAAUGGCACUUCGAUCACAAGCCCCCUCAUCACUAGCUUUGGGAUGCAUUCAGACCUAGGCAAGGUCAUUCAGAGUCUGCUAGAUGAGUUUUGGAAGAGUCCCCCUGCACUGAUGUCCACUGGUCAAUCUGGCUUUUCAUACAGUAUGUACAAGCCAUCGGGCAUCCCUCCUUACCCGACUCCAGGUUACCACUAUGGUCCUCGCCAUGUUGGUCAAAGUAAAACGCCUCCUCUCGCACCACUUCCAUCUGGAGUCGGACCAGCGCUUCAUCCUGGGAUUGAAGCUGUCCAUGGGUCCCCUCGACAUCCAGUACCUUAUGGUCUCAUUACUGACCUGCAGUUGCCUGUUCCUGUUGGAGACCUACAGGCUGGGCUAAAUGGACACAUGUAUAAGAUGCCUGAGAUUCCUGAGUCUUUUUCUGAACUGUCUGACUUGAAUCUGACUCAACUGUCCGACAUGUCAGAAAAUGAGGAUGUUUUACUGAGAUUCUUUGUGAUGCUGCCACAGCUCAAAAUAAUCGCAAGUGAUAAAGAGGACUUGGUCACUAACAUUGUGGAAAUGGCAAAGAGAAACCUUAUGAUGGAGCCACAACUGGAAGGAAAAAGACAAGAUGUUGUUAAUAAGUUUGAACAGUUGACUCAACUGAAGUCUGCCUUUGAGACAAAGAUGCAGAGACAACAUGAUCUUAGUGAGAGCUGUAGUCUGAGCACUCUCCAGGCUCGGUUAAAGGUUGCUGCACACCAAGCAGAGGAGGACUCUGAAGAGACAGCUGAAAACUUUUUGGAGGGACGCACUGACAUAGACGAAUUUCUUACCAGCUUCAUGGAAAAGAGAACGCUUUGCCACAGCAGAAGGGCCAAAGAGGAAAAAUUGCAACAGUCCAUCCACACACAUGAACAGUUUCCUACUCCCCUCUAGAACAAAGGUUUGGUGUUCCCUCAGCCAACUGCGACCAACUGAAACAACAAAGACAUUAUUUCAGCACGCAGAGUCAACGUUGGGCACUGUGGACAACAAAAUCCAAUCAUCUCAGAAGCAGAAGCUCUAAAGAAGUCCUUAUGUAAAAGAAGGACACAGACUUUAGGGUCAUUACAAGUAUAGAAGUGGUAUAUGGCGGAAAAUACAGACAAGACUGAAAAAGCAGUUUCUGCUCUUGCACUCCUCUUUAAAAGAAACUACUAUAUUUUAGGCCAAACAACCGUUGUGUUUGAUAGAAUACAAUGGGGCAAAUACAGUGGGGAGAACAAGUAUUUGAUACACUGCCAAUGGGUUUUCCCAUUGGCAGUGUAUCAAAUACUUGUUCUUCCCACUGUAAGUAUUUAAGUCAACCACCAUUUGUGCAAGUUCUCCUACUUGAAAAGAUUAGAGAAGCCUGUAAUUGUCAACAUGGGUAAACCUCAACUAUGAGAGACAGAAUGUGGAAAAAAAGACAGAAAAUCACAGUUUGAUUUUUAAAGAAUUUAUUUGAAAUCAUGGUGGAAAAUAAGUAUUUGGUCAAUACCAAAAUUUCAUCUCAAUACUUUGUUAUGUACCCUAUUUGGCAAUAACGGAGGCCAAAUGUUUUCUGUAACUCUUCACUCUUCGCUUGGUGUAAAGAAAUCAACUGUGGAAGCAAUUUUUAGAAAAUGGAAAACAUUUUCUGGUUCUGUGAAUCUCGAUCUGGAGCUCCAUGCAAGAUGUCACCCCACGGCGUCAAAAUGAUAACAACAAUGGUGAGCAAAAAUCCCAGAACCGCACGGGGGGACCUAGUGAAUGGCCUACAGAGAGCUGGGAUCACAGUAACAAAGGCUCCUAUCAGUGACACAAUGCGCCGCCGGGGACUCAAAUCCUGCACUGCCGGACGUGUCCCCCUGCUGAAGCCAGUACAUGUCCAGGCCCGUCUGCUGUUCGCUAGAGAGCAUUUGGAUGAUCCAGAAAGGGACUGGGAGAAUGUGUUAUGGUCAGAUGAAACCAAAAUAGAACUUUUUGGUAGAAACACAGAUUCUCGUGUUUGGAGGAGAAAGAAUACUGAAUUGCAUCCGAAGAACAUCAUACCCACUGUGAAGCAUGGGGGUGGAAACAAGCUUUGGGGCUGUUUUUCUCUAGAGGGACCAGGACAACUGAUCUGUGUAAAGGAAAGAAUGAAUGGGGCCAUGUAUCGAGAGAUUUUGAGUGAAAAUCUCCUUCCAUCAGCAAGGGCAUUGAAGAUGAGACGUGGCUGGGUCUUUCAGCAUGGCAAUGAUCCCAAACACACAGCCAGGGCAACAAAGGACUGGCUUUGUAAGAAGCAUUUCAAGGUCCUGGAGUGGCCUAGCCAGUCUCCAGAUCUCAACCCCAUAGAAAAUCUGGGGAGGGAGUUGCAAGUCCGUGUUGCCCAACGACAGCACCAAAACAUCACUGCUCUAGAGGAGAUCUGCAUGGAGGAAUGGGCCAAAAUACCAGCAACAGUGUGUGAAAAGCUUGUGAAGAGUUACAGAAAACAUUUCGCCUCCGUUAUUGCCAACAAAAGGUACAUAGCAAAGUAUUGAGAUGAACUUUUGGUAUUGACCAAAUACUUAUUUUCCACCAUGAUUUGCAAAUAAAAAUAAACAGCUGUGUCUUGACACUCAGUGAUACAUGCUCCAUAAAGGUUUUGGAUCGAAACGAGGUAAGUACACGAUAAUAUCUCGUUAAAGUUAUGGCGUCUUUAAUUCUGCUCUUUCAUGCUCUUACAGUGCUGCUCGAAAGUUUGUGAACCCCACAGCGAUGGUCAGAUUUUUUGUAAAAAAAAACUAAACCUUAUUAAAUGUUAAGUUAUACCCAAAUCCACAAUACUGACAUUCCAAAUAAUGGACUGAAACAAAAGAAAUAGUUAUAUUGUCAUUCUUUAUUUAACAAAAGUGGUUGAUUUAAGAAAAACUCAGAUAUCAUGUGUGCAAAAGUAUGUGAACCCCUUCAGUUAAUAGGAUAUUGCGCCUCCUUUUGCAGAGAUUACCUCAACCAAACGGUUUCUGUAGUGACUAAUCAGCCUCUCACAUCUACUUUGGGGGAUUUUUGCCCAUUCUUCCUUGCAGAACGCAGUCAGUUGAGAGAGGUUUGAUGGGCGUCUGGCAUGAACUGCUCGCUUCAGGUCCCGCCACAGCAUUUCAAUGGGAUUUAGGUCAGGACUUUGACUGGGCCAGUCCAGAACACGAAUCUUCUUCUUUUUCAGCCAUUCCUUGGUUGUAUUGCUGGAAUGCUUUGGAUCAUUAUCAUGUUGCAUGAUCCACCUUCUGCCAAGCUUUAACUUCAAAACAGAUGGCGUCAGGUUAUGUUCUAGGAUUUGACAAUAUUCCUCAGAAUUCAUGAUUCCCUGGACUAUAUGGAGUUGUCCAGGUCCUGAGGAUGAAAAGCAAGCCCAGAUCUUGACAUUCCCACCUCCAUGCUUCAUUGUUGGGAGAAGGUUCUUUUGGUGGUAUGCAGUGUUGACUUUUCGCCAGACAUGGCGGUUUUGGUUGUGACCAAACAGUUCAAUUUUGCACCUACAUCAGUUGAUGAAAACUCUUUUUAAUUUAGUCUCGACAACACAACUGUUAAAAAAACCAAAAAAAACUACUGAAUUGAUUGAUUAGGAAAUCAGGUUGAAAUAAUAGAAAAUUCCAAAAUGUUGAGGGGGUUCACAAACUUUUGAGCAGCACUGUACCUCCAGAUAGGAUUUUACUGUUUAUUUUAUUUGUAUUUUUUUUAAAUCCCUCCUGUUUAAAAUUUUUCUUCCCCCAGAAAAUUGAGAUUUUAAGCUUUCCAGUGAUGGUUAACACAUGCAUAUCGGACAAUUUUGAAAGGUGGCCAAAUUAGGGGUCUCAGAGCGGAACUUCAAGUCACCUGAGUGUUUUCCGCCAUAUGCUUUGAGGUUCCAGACAAAUUACUGAGGCUUUAUCCCGCUGUGAGUACUUACUGUAUGAUUGCACAUGAUGAACAAUUUUGAUUCUUCUGAAAUCUCACAUGUGAUUAAGUAGUGGUGAAUUGGUGAGGGACUGAUGUAUACUGUACAUAGCGUUUGAUAGUAACAAGGAUAAUCCACACCAGUUGUUCAAAAUACAGAAAUCAGUGACCACGUACCGAACAUUUUCUGAGAAAAAGGCUUUAUUUUUGUCAACAAUAUAAUUGUGUCCUGGAAACCUUCAUGUUUACUUCUUUGACACAGUUUUAGAUAUAGACGCUCAUUAAUUCCGUCCACCUCAGAGAUCAAAUUGAAAAAAUUAAAUUUUUUUAAUUUAAAACGACAACAAAAAAGUAUGGUCAAUAGUAAUUUUAAUUUCAGGAUUUAAAAGUGUAUCUGUAUUCGGGUGGGCGGGCGGGCGGGCGGGCG